Betta splendens (Siamese fighting fish) is the source of this 2749-nucleotide messenger RNA. RefSeq names its product carnitine deficiency-associated gene expressed in ventricle 3 (gene cdv3). Lineage: Eukaryota; Metazoa; Chordata; Actinopteri; Anabantiformes; Osphronemidae. Bases 246 to 929 code for a protein of 227 amino acids. Gene Ontology annotation, cellular component: cytoplasm. The record is from RefSeq and is a predicted model, not a curated record. The transcript is spliced from 5 exons.
UAAGCUAGUUCCGGGUAACGGUACGGAUUCAUCAAAUAGUCCGUGCAUGGCAUGGUUGACAGGACGGCUAAAGAUUCGGAACUGGGUCGGGCGUUUUUAUGAGACUGGAGCUGAAGUUCAGCUGUUAAACUAAGAAGUAACUCCGUCUCCUCUCGCAGUUUGACCCGCUGUCCUCACUUUCCGAGAGCGGAUUUCCUCAUUUGUCAUUGCUCGGCUAGCUAACUAGUUAACGUUGCUCUUUGAAAAUGGCGGAUGUAACAGAGAAGAGUCUGGACGAUUUCUUUGCCAAGCGGGAUAAAAAGAAGAAGAAAGAGAAAGGGAAGGGCAAGGAGUCCGCUGCCGGGCCCACGUCCGCCGCGGUGAAGAAGACCAAGAAGGAGAAGGACAAAUCUGCGAAAAACGAGAACCAAGACUCGCAGCUUGAGAAGGAGGAUGAGGAAUGGAAAGAGUUUGAGCAGAAAGAAGUGGACUAUAGCGGGCUCCGGCUCCAAGCUUUACAGAUCAGUGAUGAAAGGGAGGAAGAGGAGUACGAGAAGGAGGAGGUUGGUGAGGAUGGAGAGAUAAUUCUGGUCAGUGGCGAUAAGGUGUCAGGGCCCUGGAACAAAUCUGGUGCUGCUCCACCUCCCGCUGCAGUCGUUGAGGAUGUAGAGGUGCCUGAAGCAAAGCCCUCUGGUGUAUAUCGCCCUCCUGGGGCUCGGCUGACCACCACCAGGCGAGGCCCAACUCAGGGCCCUCCUGAGAUCUUUAGUGAUUCACAGUUUCCCUCUCUGCUGGCCACUGCCAAGCAUGUGGAGACACGCAAGGACAGGGAAAUGGAGAAGACCUUUGAAGUUGUAAAACACAGGAAUCGUGCCAGAGAGGAGACCAUGGGCUCAUCUAUGCAGCAAUUGCAGCUUGACAACCAGUACGCUAUCCUGGGGGAUAAGUAAAGCCCCUCCCCUCCGUCCCCUGGCUCCUCCAGCUUGGUCCUGCCCAGCCCCUUUAAGGAAGCUGAACUCUAGCUGUGUGGACCGCAGUCCUGUUGGAGCUCAAGUUGCCACCAUCACCACACUGGCUACACACACACACACACACACACACACACACACACACACACACACACACACACACACACACACACACACACACACACACACACACACACACACACACACAGCCUACAUACUUGUUUAACACAUGUACAUACAUUUGGUUGGCCAAACUGAAGGACUACAUCUGAAGGGGCAGCUGAAAGAGGGAAGUAAUCGAAAAGGAAUUGGCAAAAUACACCUAAACGUACAACACGGCAGCAGCAACAAAAGACAACAUAGUUGUCCUUUGUGGAUUGUACUCAGAGCAGCAGUUGUGUGGCACAACUUCUCUCUGGACUUCGAUAAAGCCACAGAGGAAUAAAGAUGACUUUAGGCAAGAUGAUUUUACAAACUGAAAAUAUCUAUUUUUUGCAAGAUCAUUAUAGCCCAAUCGCACGUGGUUAUGUUGGGUAUUUUUUGAGUUGCGGUUGGGGUAUCGGGAGUGGGAAUACUACCUCAGCAUCAAAGCUGGUGGUGACAAUGUAGACUGAGCGUUUCUUUUUUGCUGUGGUGGUGAGCGGGGCGAACACCAACCCCUUCCACAUAAAACCUGGCCAACAGGCUUUUUGAUUUAAAAACUUGAAGCUUUGUUUUUUUUUCCCCUUAAUGAUGAUGAUGAUGAUGACGACAACUGCAAAGAUCAAUGGACAAGAUGCGCUGCUUUAGGGUCCUCAUUUAGACAUUCUAUAUAAAGUGGCCUUACUAAUGGAGAAACACAGCUUUUGUCAGAACUUUGCUUGUCGUCUGGGCUGAUGCUGGUCUAUGGAUCUCCCCACUCUCGAAAAAAAAAUCAUAUAAAAGGAAAAAAUCUCUGAGGAAUGUAGUGCUGUGGUAGUAUACCUGGUGAUUACUACUAACUGUCUCUCAUAUCCACUGUUUGAUUUCGAUCUCUCUAGACAUCAGUAAGUGUCAGCAAAGCUUCUUUCGAAUCUGAACCCAUUGUGUUUGUGACAUUUUAUUGUGGUUUGGCAGCAGGUGGUCACAGAUGUUACACUGACAACUGAAUAGUAGAAAAACCACUCAAAAUGCGAAGUUGAGGUUAUUCGCUUGUAAUGUUGUGAAGUGGUACAAUGCGUUUUCUUCCAUUAAUCGGAGCUUAUCAUCCUGCAAGAUACUGUCUCAGCCCUCGUUGCAACGUGUAUAACCGGUAGCCUGUGCAUAACUUCCAGAGCUCCCACUACUUGUGUUUAUGUUAAUGCAAACUGUCACCAAACCAACAGAGUACUAUCUAACAACAGUGGCAUUCCCACUUUUUAUUAUGAGCAUAGUUCUACUUAGAAAGGAAAGAACUGGACUUAUAUUGUUUGUCCCUUUAUAUAAAAUCUAUCCAAGUGUCGGUUCCUGUUGGGAAAACUUAGUGGACAAUAAUAAUAUUUGUGAUGAAAAUAGAAGAGCCUAACAAAACAUAAACUGAUCCUUGUGACUUAACUCUUGUCUGAAUCUGCAAAGUUAAAAAUUGGAAUUUUGACGGUGUCUUGUUUUUAUUUUCUACGAAAGAAGUCUCCUCCAUUUGUCAACGAAAUAGCUAUUCCAUUUAUAAUCCCAUAUGUUGAUAUCGUGUCUCAUUUUGUCAGAGUAGGCAUUAAUUUAUCCACCAUUUGUCACAACCAUCAAAGGUUUCAGCUUUUUUGGGAAAACAAACCGGUUAUUCUGAAAUAAAAUAAACUUUUCUCAUGCAA